Molecule: messenger RNA, 309 nt
Organism: Ilex paraguariensis (yerba mate)
Lineage: Eukaryota; Viridiplantae; Streptophyta; Magnoliopsida; Aquifoliales; Aquifoliaceae
Source: the annotation of a GenBank genome assembly
AUGGGGCUUGGAAAGGCGAUUCAAACUAUUGGUUUCUUUGCACACUUAAAAGGGAAGGGCUUGGAUGGACCCUAUUUAGUCAUUGCUACUCUUUCUACCCUCUCAAAUUGGGUGAAUGAGGUCUCCAGGUUUGUGCCCUCGGUGAAUGCAAUUAUCUACCAUGGUAAUAAGAAAGAAAGGGAUGAGAUAAGGGGGAAGCACAUGUCGAGAACAAUAGGCCCUGACUUUCCCAUUGUGAUAACUUCAUAUGAGGCUCUGGUUGUUACACUGUUGGCCAGAGCUUGGAAAGAGCAGAGUGACUUAAGUUGA